Messenger RNA from Venustampulla echinocandica, 1869 nucleotides. RefSeq lists its product as uncharacterized. The coding region runs from base 1 to 1869 and encodes 622 amino acids. Gene Ontology annotation, biological process: DNA-templated transcription. Lineage: Eukaryota; Fungi; Ascomycota; Leotiomycetes; Helotiales; Pleuroascaceae. The transcript is spliced from 4 exons. Gene Ontology annotation, molecular function: zinc ion binding; DNA binding. Gene Ontology annotation, cellular component: nucleus. The record is from RefSeq and is a predicted model, not a curated record.
AUGGACCUAGACCAAGACCAAUCCUCCCAAUGCUCGCGACCGUCGGAAAUGCAACAGAACACGCCUGAGCAGAGCACAUCCAGCUUUUCACCGCCAGAAAUAAGAGAAGCUGAAAACAGGAACCUAGGCGUAGGUAACCCGGCUACUCCCAACAUGAACGAGAAUAGUGACUGCUAUCACGUGCGGGGACCAUCGGGCCCGGCUAUAAGCAACGCAGCCUUCAUUUCCCCAACGGAUCAAGACAUAAUCGACUUCCUGACUGAGUCCAUACCCGAAGUUUGGCAUACCGAAGGCGAUGUAGGGCUGGACGCUUGUCAAUCAUAUUCGAUAGUGCCUGACGGCUAUGGAACAAAUAUUUCCCCAGUCAUGCCAGAAUUCGAGACCAGUUAUCCAGUGCGCUGCGAAAACGGCAGUAACCAGGUGUUGCUAGCGCCAGAAGAAACUGCACAACAAAUGAUGCUUCAAUCUGGAGGCAUCGACAGACAAAGAAAGUGUUAUUCUCUUGAGGUACCGAAAGCGAUUGUAGAUCAUUUAAUUGACCUAUACUUCCAAAGAGUACAGGUGUUUUUGCCACUGUUCCAUCGCCCCAGAUUCUACAAAACAUUUGUCGAGGUUCAUGCCGGGCAAAGGUAUACCAACCUCACAAGAGAAUCGGCCUUUCUGUUACUAUCAAUGAUGGCGUUGUCCGCUCGUUAUUCAAAAUCGCCGUAUUUUGAAAGCACGCACGUCAAGGAUCGAGGCACCCUCUUUGCACGCAGGGCUCAGGCCAUAUACGAUGAAGCACCCGCGUUUUCUGAAUUUCAAACGCCCUCGCUAAAGCUGCUUCAAGGGUGCAUCCUGCUUUCCUACUAUAAUCAAUCGUGCAAGCCCUCAUGGGGAUCUGAUUUUUCGAUCAACCGCUGCACCAGUUUGGCGUACGACUUAGACUUACAUAAGAUUGAUGAGGACAGUCUUGAUGGUUCAGGGAAGUUGCUCGAAUCACAGUCCCCGGAGAUCUGGAUAUUGAAAGAGGAACAACGCCGAGCCUGGUGGUCAGUUUGGGAGCUUGAUGCUUUUGAUUCGGUCGCGUUUCGGCGGCCAUUCAAAAUUGACAGGAACCGAAUGUUUGUCUUCCUGCCCGUCUCAGAUGAAGCUUGGUUUGCAGGCAUACCAAUUAUUUCCGCCAUGCUCAAUACCGAUAUUAUGUAUUCCUGGAAGAGCCUAAAAGAUACUCCAAAUCAAGACGAACGCGCGUGGUUUUUGAUUAGCAACUUUGUCAUGGUACAUGCACAUGACCUUGCACAGCAGAGAGUCAUCCACCAAACGAGUGUUGAGGAUAUUCAAAUGGCUGUAACAUGUUUCUCAUUACUUAUCAAUGAGAAACUGCGGGUUGAUCUAGGAAGUCUUACCUUCAAUGAAAAUAAUUACGCGAAAAGCAACUGGACAAUCUUGACGCAGCUGAUGGUGCAAACUACUCGUCUCAUCUUGGGCGUCUUGAGUCGACAUGCCUCAUCGCAGCCAGUCUUCACCGGUCACAAUCGAUUCGUCAAUCGGUCAGGCAGAGCAACACCAAGUGGUCUGCACCUUGGUACUGCAAGCCUCGAGAACCUUCAGCAACCGCUAUACGAAAUCUUCCGGAUAUGUCGAGCGUGGUCACCGGAUUUUAUCAGCUUAUCCCCCCCUACAAUGGUAUGCAUGGUUGUGGGGCCAGCGAACACAAAUCUUCGAUUGGCACGACUUCUUAGGAGAGGCACGGAAAAGAGCGGAGUAAAGUCGCAACCUAGUAUUCAGGAGGAACUCCUUACUCUUGUAUUGACUCAUUUUGCACGCCAUUGGAAUAUGGGGCAUAUAAUCUUGGGUAAUUCCCCCGUGUUUGAUCAAAUCUAUUAA